AUGAUUAUAGAGAGCGGAAAUUCGUUGUUAACCGCAAUCAACAACAUUCCAGAAGUUGACGAUCAAAGUGAAUUGUUGAUCCAUAUGCAAGAUAUGUUAUGGCGGAAGUUCAUCGAUUGCUACACUGGGUAUCCCAACAGUGUGUCUGACAUUAGAAUUUUCAGAAAUUCAGAUAUUUUUAAAGAAAUUGAGGCGAACAAGGACGACGAGCAGAUUCUUAUUGUGAAAAAGCAUAACCAUCAAUGCCUGGUGUCUAUCACCAUUCAUUCAAAGAGAUCCGUGCGAACGUUUUCGUUAUUGUUUGGAAGAUUUCGUCGUUCAACGUAUCUGGACAUGACUACCACAAAUUUCAUUCCUACGACUAUUAUCGCGUGUUGCGUUUUACACAACCUUUCCCUGGAAGAUGAGAAGAGUUUUUGAUAAGAUUGUAGAAUGACGGACAGGUCUUUUAUAGAACCAUAGUGAAUGACA
Molecule: messenger RNA, 471 nt
Organism: Planococcus citri (citrus mealybug)
Lineage: Eukaryota; Metazoa; Arthropoda; Insecta; Hemiptera; Pseudococcidae
Exons: 3
Coding region: 1-420 (139 amino acids)
Source: RefSeq, a predicted model, not a curated record